AUGUCGUCCGAGAAAGCCCAAAAGCUUCGUAAAGAGAACGAUAUCAUCACUGCAUACGAUCCCGCGUCCUUUAUCGAAAAAUUUACGCAAGAUGGUGUUGGCUCAGACAAGAACAUGGAGCCUUUGGCCGAACAUACGAGGCUCGAGAAGUGGGACGAGAAUGGCAAGCCGUUCCUUUGGGAGUACAGAGGCUCUGGCAAGCUUGAGGGCAAGAACGCCAUUAUCACCGGUGGUGACUCGGGCAUUGGCCGUUCGGUGGCGAUCUUCUUCGCACGUGAAGGUGCAGAUGUCACGAUCCACUAUCUCAAGGAAGAACAAUCUGAUGCCGACGAAACAGCCCGCUUGGUUCGCGAGGCCGGGCGUCAAGCCAACCUCGUCACAGCCGACUUCGACGACCCCACCUCCGCGCAAUCCGUCGUCGAUUCCCAUAUCAAGGCAUUCGGGCGCGUAGAUAUACUCGUGAAUAACGCGAGUCACCAGGUUAUGGUCCCCGACAUCGCCGACCUACCUCUGGACCAGGUAGAGAGCAUUUUCCGCCGCAACAUCGUCAGCAUGAUCGCGAUGGCCAAAUUUGCUGUGCCGCACAUGAAGCGGGGCGCCGCGAUCAUCAACACGACCUCCGUAACGGGCUUCGCUGGUUCGCCGUCCUUGAUCGACUAUUCCUCUACCAAGGGCGCCAUCGCCGCCUUCACUCGCGCACUCGCGAAGCAGCUCGCGCCGAAAGGCAUUCGCGUCAACUCGGUUGCGCCGGGGCCGUUUUACACACCGCUCCAGCCUGCGUCCAGGCCGGCGGAGCAGAUGGAGGGCUGGGAGCUGGGUAAGAUGCCCUUGCAUGGACGUGCGGGUCAGCCGGUUGAGUUGGGCGGUACGUAUGUGCUUUUGGCUGGUCCAGAUGGGAAUUAUAUCACAGGGCAGACUAUCCAUGUCAAUGCCGGACAAUGGGUGGGUUCGUGA
Pleurotus ostreatus (oyster mushroom) is the source of this 954-nucleotide messenger RNA. RefSeq lists its product as uncharacterized. The record is from RefSeq and is a predicted model, not a curated record. Lineage: Eukaryota; Fungi; Basidiomycota; Agaricomycetes; Agaricales; Pleurotaceae. Gene Ontology annotation, molecular function: oxidoreductase activity. The transcript has 6 exons. Bases 1 to 954 code for a protein of 317 amino acids.